Cicer arietinum (chickpea) is the source of this 1514-nucleotide messenger RNA. RefSeq names its product protein SENSITIVE TO PROTON RHIZOTOXICITY 2. Gene Ontology annotation, biological process: response to aluminum ion; response to acidic pH. The record is from RefSeq and is a predicted model, not a curated record. Lineage: Eukaryota; Viridiplantae; Streptophyta; Magnoliopsida; Fabales; Fabaceae.
CACAUAUUAUAUAUACAUAACACCUUAAUAUUUUACUUGAACCAAAAUAUACUCAAUUCCAAACUUAAAAAAAGAAAGAAAAAAAAUCAACUUUCAAUCAACAUUGGAACAACAAUGAUUUCAAAUUCAACACAAUCAAGCUUUGAAAGGGAGCAUGUAGAUCAAGGUCUACAAAUGCUUCCUAUGGUCACAGAAGAUUUGAUGCCAUUACCAACAUCAAUGGAAGGAAUUUCAUUAUCAUCAUUACCUUCCAAUUCCCUUCUCUUUAAUCUCUCUAUUCUCAAAGACAAGCUCAAUCAAGUGCAAACUUUUGUUGAUGUUAUUCUCUCCCCAAAUCAACAAGACUCAACUAAUUCAAUAAUAUCAACCAUGAACUCUACUAUACAAGAAAUCAUAGUGACUGCCACAUCAAUCAUGUUCACUUGCCAACACAUGGCUCUUACUUUCCCUCAAGGUACUACUAUUACUCCAUGCACCAAUCAAGAAUUGCUAGAGAAAAAUUCUAAUAGUAUUCAUCACUCAAACUUUGGUAAUAUUAACACAAGCAUAGAUCUAAGAGGUCAAAGCUUAUUUUCUAAUGAUGAUCAAUCACAACCAUUGGAUUGGUUUAGUGAAAGCUAUAAUAGUAACAUUAAUUAUAAGAUCAAGGAGGAUGAUCAAAGAGUUGAAAUUAGUGAAACCAGUAUAAAAGGUUCAGAUGAAACUAUGUCUCCAAAGAUUAUAUGUAGUCAUGACGAUAAUAUAAACCUAAAAUUUGGUCCGUCUUAUAUUUGGGUCGGCCCUGAUUGUGAAGAUGAUAUAGUCGAAUUGGAUGCGACAGAUUUAUUGGCUAAGUACACACAUUAUUGUAAAGUUUGUGGAAAAGGGUUUAAGAGAGAUGCAAAUUUACGGAUGCAUAUGAGAGCACAUGGAGAUGAGUACAAGAGUAGCGCAUCAUUGAGCAAUCCAAUGAACAAGAAUAGAGAAAAUUAUUUGAUUAGUAUGAAAAACAAAAAAUAUUCAUGUCCUCAAAAAGGGUGUAGAUGGAAUCAAAAGCAUGUCAAGUUUCAACCAUUGAAAUCAUUGAUAUGUGCUAAGAAUCAUUACAAGAGAAGUCAUUGUCCUAAAAUGUAUGUGUGCAAGAGGUGUAAUAUGAAGCAAUUCUCUGUUCUUUCUGAUUUGAGGACACAUGAGAAGCAUUGUGGAGAUCUUAGGUGGCAAUGCUCAUGUGGCACUAACUUUUCUAGGAAAGAUAAACUAAUGGGCCAUGUUGGUUUGUUUGUGGGACACCACCCGGUUAUCAAUGGCUUGUCAUUUAGUACUCACACAAAUUAAAGCACUAUGCUUUAAUUGCAUAUGUAGGUCGAUGUAUGUUGGUUCAAAAUUAUAUUUUUUAUGUAUUUCAUUUUUGAAUAUGAUUCUUCAUGAAGAGUGCUCUCCAAGCUUCACACUAUUAUUAUCUGCUAUGCCAUUUGAUGAUAUAAAAAUUAGUUACACACUAAUAAUAAUUACAUGGCCAUGGCUAACAUUCAUAA